This is a messenger RNA of Drosophila novamexicana, 1407 nucleotides long. It is a transcript of the gene Rpn9, whose product is annotated as 26S proteasome non-ATPase regulatory subunit 13. The record is from RefSeq and is a predicted model, not a curated record. Gene Ontology annotation, biological process: ubiquitin-dependent protein catabolic process. The transcript has 4 exons. Lineage: Eukaryota; Metazoa; Arthropoda; Insecta; Diptera; Drosophilidae. Bases 187 to 1335 code for a protein of 382 amino acids. Gene Ontology annotation, cellular component: proteasome regulatory particle, lid subcomplex; nucleus; cytosol. Gene Ontology annotation, molecular function: structural molecule activity.
AUCCGAUAUUUGACGCUGGCAAAAAUAUCACGUUUUAAAGUGAUCGAUACUGGCAUUAUAUCGAUAGUUUAGGCGUCGCUAAUUGUGAUUUGCAAUUUCACUUUGCCUACUUCAUACGUGCAUAUUUUUUAUACAAAAUUAAAUUAAAUAUAAUCAGAAUAUAGCUCAGCUCACGAUAUAGCAACAAUGUCGAAUACGCAAGCGACAGUUACCGCAUACCUGGCAGCACAAAAGAAGACCACAAACAAAGAUCUCGCUGCCGAAUGGACCCUCAUCGAGGAGCUGCACAAUGAAAAAUUGUGGAACGAGCUGACAAUCAAGCUUGUAACAUUCGUGCGCCACGAAUCGCUGCAGGACGAAACAGCUCUGCUGCAGCUCUAUCAAAACUUUAUCUCCACCUUCGAAACAAAAAUUAAUCCAUAUGGGCUGAUUCAAAUACUUGAGGUGGUCGUGGAUAAUAUAAGCGACAAAAAGGAGGCCAUUGAUUUCCUGGAGAAAAUGAAGGAUAAAGUUAAAAUAUGCGAUGAGGCCGUCUGGUAUCUGCAAGUCAUGCAGGGUAAUCUAUAUCUAAGCAAUCUGAACGAUUUGAAUGCUACCAAAAAGAUCAUCGAGGAGUUGCGCGACGUCCUGGAGGAAGCCGGCAACGUAACGCCAGUCCAUGGCAAAUACUAUAUGCUGGCCUCACAGUACUAUCGCCGCGUGGGCAAGCACAGCGAAUAUUAUCGCUGCGGCCUGCAGUUUCUGGGCUGCUCGCUGGACGACUAUCCGCGGGAUCAAUGGGCGCAGCAGGCGUUCUUUUUGGGUCUGGCCGCUCUGCUGGGCGAUGGCGUCUACAACAUCGGUGAGCUGUUGGCGCAUCCCAUUUUGGAAUCCCUACAAAAUACGGAAAACGAAUGGCUCGUUGAAUUACUGAAGGCCUUCAAUACGGGCGACAUAAACAAAUUUAAUGAGAUGAAAACUAUUUGGUCUAAAAUACCCGAUUUGGCUGCUCAAGAGGUUAAAUUGCGUCAGAAGAUUUCACUGCUCUGCCUCAUGGAGAUGACCUUUAAGCGUUCGGCCAUCGAGCGUGCCAUUUCCUUUGCCGACAUCGCCCGAGAGACAAAGCUGCCGCCCAAAGAGGUCGAGUUUCUGAUCAUGAAGGCUCUGGCUCUCGAUUUGGUGCGCGGCGAGAUCGAUCAGGUCGCCGGCGUGGUCAACAUGUCCUGGGUGCAGCCACGCGUGCUGAAUCGCUCACAAAUCGCUGGCAUGGCCAGCACACUGGACACAUGGAUGGGCGCGAUCACAAACAUGGAAAAGCUUAUGGAAAAUCGUGCUGCCGAAAUUCUCACAAACUGAUUAUAGGUUUUCUUUAAUUUCCAUUUGCGUAUAUCCCUUUUGUAUUAAACCAACACGCAUGCCGAAUGCCAA